AUGGAAAACGUUACGCAUUUGUUGAAUAUCACAAAAUUUUUGAGUAAACACAAAAAUCCGGAGGCUAAUGAACUUCGUAAUUAUUAUGUAAAAUGCUGUAAAGAAUUGACAAACGAUGGAGAGUUACCUAAACAAAUUUUUGGGAUUAAUACUAUGUGCUCUCAUUGCGGUUCGUUAUGGAACACAGUAGAUUAUAAAGUCAGAUUGAUUCGAGGAAAGCCGAUACCAAAUUCAGUUAAAAAGUUGAUUAAAAAUUCGGGUAAUGAUAUUCAGUUGUCAGUGUGUCAAAAAAAGUUAGUACGUAAGAGUCUUAAGAAUCGGUUGAAUAAAUUGAUAAUUAUCUGCUCUGUUUGUAAAAAGAAAAAUUUUGUUACGUUGAAUAAACCAGAGCGAUUGAAAAUAGCUAAAACAGAAGUUGUCACUGACAUAACGCCGAAGAAAAAAAAGAAACGGAUUAAAGAUAAAACUGCUGGAUUAUUGAUAAACACCCCAAAUGUCAAAGAUUGCCAAGGAGCUGAGAUUACAAAAAUUAACGUUGAUACACCUAGGUUGUUGAACCCUAAAGGAAAACAAAGAAAGAGCAAUAAUAUUAACGUAUCCGGGAGUAAGCCAAAGAAAAUAAAUAUUUCAAAAUUGAAGGGAAUAAUCAAUACAUCAACUACACCCUCUAAAAGAAGUAGUCUCCAUAAUUUUUUAACAGAACUAGGAUAG
Messenger RNA from Cotesia congregata, 711 nucleotides. The record is from the annotation of a GenBank genome assembly. NCBI's taxonomy places the organism in Eukaryota, Metazoa, Arthropoda, Insecta, Hymenoptera, Braconidae.